AUGGAGGAGGGACGAGCUGUGGUGCAAACCCUCAUCUCAGCUCUCUGUGGAGGCCCGGCCAUGCUGCAAGACCUCUCCCAGCUGCUCUUGUUCACUGUUUCUCUGGCUGGGACCCCACCGGGCCCCCUCUGCCUGCCCUGCGCCCUGCCCGGGCUGCAUCGGCCUUUGCUGAGGUCGGAGAUCGAUGAGUACUUCACGGGGCCGGCGUUCCUGGCCUGGAACCGGAUGGGGAACCUCCGCGGCUGGGCAGGGGCGCUGCCGCCAGCCUGGCACCUCAAACAGCUUUACCUGCAGUACCGGAUCGUGGAGAGGAUGCGCUCGCUGGGGAUGAUCACGGUGCUGCCGGCCUUCGCGGGCCACGUGCCCCAGGGGGUUCUUCGGGUCUUCCCACGCAUGAAUGCCACUCGCCUUGGGGGCUGGAGCCACUUCAACUGCACUUACUCGUGUACCUACCUGCUGGACCCGGAGGACCCCAUGUUCCAGGUGAUCGGGACCCUCUUCUUGAAGGAGCUAAUCAAGGAGUUCGGCACAGACCACAUCUAUAGCGCCGACACCUUCAACGAGAUGACCCCCCUCUCCUCUGACCCUGCCUAUCUCUCGAGGGUCAGCAACGCCGUUUUCAAGUCGAUGGCGGGAGCCGACCCCGAGGCGCUGUGGCUGAUGCAGGGCUGGCUCUUCCAGCACCAGCCAGACUUCUGGCAGCCAGCGCAGGUGCGGGCCCUGCUCCAUGGUGUGCCCCUCGGUAGGAUGAUUGUUCUCGACCUCUUUGCUGAGUCCAAGCCUGUCUACCAGUGGACAGAGUCCUUCUACGGGCAGCCCUUCAUCUGGUGCAUGCUGCACAACUUCGGGGGCAAUCACGGCCUCUUCGGCACCGUGGAGGCCAUCAACCACGGCCCCUUCGCGGCUCGCCGCUUCCCCAACUCCACCAUGGUGGGCACCGGGCUGGUGCCCGAGGGCAUUGAGCAGAACGACAUGGUGUACGAGCUGAUGAACGAGCUGGUGCGCCGGCCCUCCCUGCGCAGGGACACGGAGCUGUGGUACAACGCCAGUGACGUGUACGAGGCCUGGCGCCUGCUGCUGAGUGCCGGCGCGGAGCUGGGCUCCAGCCCCACCUUCCGCUACGACCUGGUGGACGUCACACGGCAGGCAGCUCAGCAGCUGGUGAGCGACUACUACCUGAGCAUCCGCCGGGCCUUCCAGAGCCACGCGCUGCCGGAGCUGCUGACGGCCGGCGGCGUCCUGGUCUAUGACCUGCUCCCGGAGCUGGAUAGCCUCCUCUCCAGCCACAGCCUCUUCCUGCUGGGCCGCUGGCUGGAGAGCGCCCGUGCCGUGGCCACCAGCGACCGGGAGGCCGAGCAGUAUGAGCUGAAUGCCCGGAACCAGCUGACGCUCUGGGGGCCCAGUGGGAACAUCCUGGAUUAUGCCAACAAGCAGCUGGGGGGGCUGGUGCUGGACUACUACGGCAUGCGCUGGAGCCUUUUUGUCUCUGCUCUGGUGGAGAGCCUCAACUCGGGCAGCCCCUUCCACCAGGACCAGUUCAACCAGGCUGUCUUCCAGGUGGAGAGAGGCUUUGUCUACAACAAGAAGCGCUACCCAGCUGUGCCGGCUGGGGACACGCUGGAGAUCUCAAGGAAGCUGUUCCUCAAAUACUACCCCAGGGCGCUGCAGCGCAGCCGAGCUGGGCCAGCGUGACUUUGGGUGGCUCUGGAGCCUCCCCCAGGUUGGACGGCAGAGACCCCGUGCCCUCCCGCCUCCAGGCUUCCGCAGCUCCUGGCCUGACGACUGUGUCCUGGCGAUGCUGGAAUGAAAGUGCAGAGCCCCGGUGCCCCCCAGCCAGCCUGGACCCACCGUUUCCCCUGCAUGGGCAGGAUGUGGGAGGCUGGCAGCCAGAUGUGGUUCAGGCUCUGCCCCGGGGACCCAUCCUGCGCCAUGCUCUGUGCUCAGCCCUGCUGGCCCCGUCUGGCUGCCCUGAGCCUGUUCCCAGGAAAGCUGGGCUGCCCCAGGCGUGAGCCCAGAGGCAAGGGCCCAGGGGAAGGGCUCUGCUGCUCUGAUACUUCCAGCUGGAAGUUCAGCGGGAGCUGGGACUGUGCAGAGGGACGGAGGGACAGAGGGACAGGGCACACGUGUCCCUGCUGCAGGGCCCUGCCUGGCUGGCGGGGGUGGUGAUGGUGGAGAAGCAGCCAGGGAGGUGGCAGCAGGGGGGGUGGCAGAGCAGCCCCUGCCCCGAGGGGAAGCGGGGAAUCAGCCUCAUCCCUGGUGUGGCCCUGCCCUGGACCUCCCUGCAAUCGGGUGGCUGCCUGCCCCAUGAACCCCAGUGCCUGCGGGGCCCCCGCUGCUGCACGGCCCCCACCACGCUUGGUGCCUUUUGUAUCAAAAGAGGCUUUGCAGAAUUUUCUGCAGUGAUGCUGGGGCCGUGCUCCCUGGGACAGGGUUUUCUGGGCCUUUUUCCCCCCCUUGCUGGGACUGAAGCAGAGCCCAGCCACGGUGCUGCCAGCCUGCAGAGCAAUUAAAGGCCUGGCCGCUGAGCGCUCUUUUCUCCUGUGUGUGUGUUCAUCUCCUCUCCCCGGUGUGGGACUUGUGUGAAAUGGGGGGCAGGGGAGCGGCGCUUGGCCCCCGAGCCUGCAUAGCAGGAAAAACGCGCUGCCAGAUGCGUGCCGGGGUGCCUGGCACGGCACAGUGCAGUUGGGGCUGGCCCCAGCUGGUGCCGACCCCCGGGGUUGCGGCUCCCCUUGUGUCCCAGACCC
Molecule: messenger RNA, 2744 nt
Organism: Egretta garzetta (little egret)
Lineage: Eukaryota; Metazoa; Chordata; Aves; Pelecaniformes; Ardeidae
Gene: NAGLU
Product: N-acetyl-alpha-glucosaminidase
Exons: 7
Coding region: 1-1692 (563 amino acids)
Source: RefSeq, a predicted model, not a curated record